GCUUGUGCUGAGGAGAGGGACUGAAGAGAUCUUUUUCACAGCUGACUGCCAGGCAAAGGAUGGCUGUGAGCUUUAGCUGGGUGGUAACCUGUGCCCUCUUCAUAGCUAGCCCUGCCAGUGGAUUUAGCGAGAAAGGACUCAAGCAGAUGUUGCUGGAGAAACUAGGGCUUCCUGAAGUCCCUGUCCUACAGAAGACAGACCUAGAGAAUCUGGUCAUUCCAGAGAAGAUGAGAAAUAGAUACAUGACCUUGCUGAAGCGUCACCGAGUGAAACGAAGAGCAUUGCCAAGUUUAGCUGGGAUCCUCAGAGGAAUUCCCGGCAAUGCAGAUAUUUCAGGAGAUGUCCUCUAUUCAGAUGCCACCCGCCAGAAUCUGAUCUUUGACAUGGAAGGGAGGAUACCUGAAAACAGUGAAGUUACUAUGGCUGAACUGAAGCUUUUCAAAAAGCCUGUGAACAUGAAAAGCCUGCCCCUCAGGCAGUCUCAGAGGCCAGUCAUGAAUGCCAGGGUGAGCGUUUACUGGGUACAGCUUCAAGACAAUGGAACCAACCGAACAUCUUUGAUUGACUCCAGGUUAGUUCCAAUCAUGGAAUCUGGAUGGAGGAACUUUGAUGUCACACAGGCUGUACAUUUUUGGCUAAAAACCAAGAAGACUGGGCCAAUGCUCCUGGAGAUCUGGAUUGAAGGAGAAAGACUAGGCAGCUAUGCCUCUGAAAUGGCCAAAGUGGUGCGCUUUACUUCUCAGGACCCUUCAGAUAAGGCACUUGGCAAACCUGAGUUGGUGCUUUAUACUCUUAAUUUGGAAGAGUAUGGAGGACCUGGAGACUGUAAAGAGGGAACCUUGACAGAGAAGACCAUCUGCUGCCGUCAGGAACAUUACAUCAAUUUCCGAGAGCUGACCUGGACUCAGUAUUGGAUUAUUGAGCCAGCUGGCUACCAGGCUUACCACUGUGUGGGUGGCUGCCGGCAGCCCAAGAACUUGCUGCGCCAUUUUGGCUAUGGAGAGCGAACCUGUGCUGUGGUGGAAAGUUCCCCACUUCCCAUGAUGUACCUUGUCAAGAAGGGAAACUACACAGAAAUUGAGGUGGCAGAAUUCCCCAACAUGAUUGUAGAAAAAUGUGGCUGCAUAAUGGACAAUAUAGCAGUGGUCUAGCUAUGUACACACUGACACAUUUGUACUGGUAUCUCUAGCCAAACUGAAAGAGGUGGCUAGCUCUGGAACACUCUAUUCCUGCUUUAAUCACAGCUGUAAAUGCUGCCUUGUAACAGACUGCUCCUAAUGCUACUCAUAGAACACCCGUGGCAUUUUGAAUUUGGUUGCUGGUUUUGUCCAAAGCAUAGUUUUCUUCUUUCAUCAAAGGAAUACAAUUAUGCUGCCACAAACUGAAGCCGCUCCCAUUUGGAGUUUUCCACAAGAGGCCAAAAUAACAAAAUCUAGCAAUACAAAAGUUUGUACCAACAAAAUGCAUUUCAUUAACAUGGGUGGGAGGACUUAUAUCAGGGUGUUUCAAAUGUAGCCUGUGAGCAACAUGACCUUGGUUCCCGCGUUACAUUUCCAUGUUUCUUUUUUUCCUUUUUAAUUGUAAAAGUGCUAAAGUGAUAUAGCAUUUUAGCACUAUGACUAUAAUAAAAAACUAAAUAUAUUAGAAAGGGAAUGUGCAUACUGGUAAAGGAGCAUGAGGUAGUCAGUGAUGAGUUCAUGGAGGGGAUGGCAGGAGGGUGAAGGAAGACCACAUCAACCCUGCAGUUUAACUGCACCUUAAGUGGCAGAAGAAACAGUUGAAAAGAAACAUGCAGAUAGGUAGCACUCAACUCCACUAUUAUAAACCAGCAACAAACCGGGGCCACACCCUGGUUAUAUUGAGGGCACAACUGGAGCUGGAGCAGAAACUAUUAUUAGAAACUUUGAGAUCCUGAAACAGAAAGCCCUGAUAUUUACCAGAAAUAUUGGGCAGCCUGGGGAGCCCUUGGUGCACAGAGAGGCAGGAUAUAAAUAAUUUUUUAUUAUUGUUAUUGUUAUUAUUAAGAGAUCAUGAUUAAGAAAACUUGGAAUUCCCUCCUUGAAAUAUCACAUCGGUCUCAUUAACUUGCUAGGUAGAUUUUGGCAAACCAUUGUAUUUGACUCUUCAUCUGCAGUGUGAGGUGGUAACAAUAGUUCCACAGAUACUAAAGUUCAUUCAUAAGAAUUAGCUAUGUGCACUGGCCCUUGUGAGAAACUAUAACCUUCAUUUGUGGUAUUCUCUUCCCCUCAAAUAUCUGCAUGGCCCAUAGCUGUUAAUUUUCAAGAAAAUUGUUAUGACCAUUUCUUUAACAGCUAAUGCACUCUUAUAAAAGUGGUGAAGUAUGCUUUUAAUCCUUGUUUUUAUAUAAUAUUAUAUUUUCUUACAAUUUUCUUGUACAUUAUUUUAUAAGGGCAAUAAGCUCUGAAAGGAUUAUUAAAAUUCUUUGAUAAAUUAAUGCAUAAAAAUAAUUUGAAUGAUCAUAGCACAAACA
This is a messenger RNA of Sceloporus undulatus (fence lizard), 2491 nucleotides long. RefSeq names its product left-right determination factor 2-like. The record is from RefSeq and is a predicted model, not a curated record. Gene Ontology annotation, biological process: SMAD protein signal transduction; BMP signaling pathway. Bases 60 to 1151 code for a protein of 363 amino acids. Gene Ontology annotation, cellular component: extracellular region. NCBI's taxonomy places the organism in Eukaryota, Metazoa, Chordata, Lepidosauria, Squamata, Phrynosomatidae. Gene Ontology annotation, molecular function: transforming growth factor beta receptor binding; cytokine activity; growth factor activity. The transcript is spliced from 4 exons.